Messenger RNA from Stegostoma tigrinum, 1791 nucleotides. RefSeq names its product ral guanine nucleotide dissociation stimulator-like 1. Gene Ontology annotation, biological process: positive regulation of GTPase activity; Ras protein signal transduction. Gene Ontology annotation, molecular function: guanyl-nucleotide exchange factor activity. Gene Ontology annotation, cellular component: plasma membrane. The record is from RefSeq and is a predicted model, not a curated record. Bases 161 to 1624 code for a protein of 487 amino acids. The transcript has 15 exons. NCBI's taxonomy places the organism in Eukaryota, Metazoa, Chordata, Chondrichthyes, Orectolobiformes, Stegostomatidae.
CUUUUAAAUUGGAGAUUUGCAGAAACUUCUUCAGCCAGAGAGUUUUGAAUCUGUGAAAUUCACUGCCACAGAAGGCUGCGGAGGCCAGGAAAUUUAAAACUGAGACAGAUAGGUUCCUGAUUAUCACGGGGAUUAAGGGCUAUGGGGAGAGAGCAGGAGAAUGGUGUUGAGGAACUUAUCAGCCAUGUCUAAAUGGCAGAACAGACUCAAUGGGCCGAAUGGCCUAAUUUCUGCACCUAUGUCUUACGGUUUUGUGGUCUUAAAUAACUGCAGGUCUAAAACCUUUGACAGCCCAAACUCUGAGAAAGAUGAAGAACCAAGUUCACCAAAAGAGACAGCAACAAUUUCAAAUUCUGGAAAUGUUGACAGUGCAAAUGGUGAGGAAAAUGGAAGUUGUGGUUCUUCAGGAUCCAGCGAAAUAAUUGCUGAAUAUGGAAGCUUUGACACCUCAGAGGCAGAAGAGAUUCCAGUAAUCGAUUCAGUGAGCACAAACAGCGGGAACAAUGCUAACAUUCCGAGCUGUGAGGAGCUUGAAAAUCCAAUUCCUCCAGAGACAGUUGCAGAGAUCAGAAAGUCCAAAACCUUUGACAGCCCAAACUCUGAUAAAGUUGAAGAACCAAGUUCACCGAAAGCAACUGCAGAAAUUUCAAAUUCUGGAAAUGUUGACAGUGCAAAUGGUGAGGAAAAUGGAAGUUGUGUUUCUUCAGGAUCCAGCGAAAUAAUUGCUCACUGUGAAAGCGUUGAGUCUGAACACUGUCCGAAUACUGAUGAAAUUCAGAAUUUAAGUUCACCAGAAAAGGGAGCAACAGUCAAGAAAAGCAUAGACUUCAACAGAUCAAGCUUUCUAGAAGAAUAUAAUUUCAGUCCUGCAGAAAAGGAAACACUAAUGAAAAUUGCUAUACCUGAAAUUCUCGAAAUCUGGCUGGAGGAGUCUGCCGAAGACUUUCGUCAAGUUCCAACUUACUCUUGUCUCCGGAAGGUGCUUUCCUACUUGAACCAGACAGUGCCGGGGUCAGAUGCUGAACAUCGGGCCCAGAAACUCCUGAGUCGGUUUUUGGCGGAGGAAACAGCGGAGAAAGAGAUGUUCAAAGGCUACCGUAGAAGAGUUAGAUUCUAUAUUGGAGAAGAACACGACCAAACCAUUGAACAAGUUGACGAAAAGCUCCUGUCCUACCCAUCACGCUUCAUUGCAGAGCAGCUGACUUUUAUGGAUGCUGAUCUUUUUCGGAAACUUGUGCCCAGCCAAUGUUUAGGGUCCAUCUGGUCUCAACGAGGGAAGGAAGAAAAACAGCAUCUGGUAUCAACCGUCCAGGCCACCAUUACACAGUUCAAUAAUGUUACAAAAUGUGUCACCAGCACCAUAUUAAGACCUCAACAGCUGAAACCACGGCAGAGGGCUAAAAUCAUUGAGAAAUGGAUUGAUGUUGCCCAGGAAUGUAGGACUUUGCAGAAUUUCUCGUCAGUGCAUGCAAUUACCACGGCAUUGCAAUCGAAUAGUGUGUUCAAUUUGAAGAAGACUUGGGCAGCCGUAUCAAAGAGCAGUAAGAUAACAUUUGAAGACCUUUCAAAUAAUGAAGAAGAUAACUUUAUAGCAAGUAGAGAGCUGCUAAUGGAGCUCCUCUGAACUCGAGAAAUCGCCAAAGCCCAAAAAGAGUGUGUUGAAGCGCCUCAGCUGCCUGUUUUCAAGGAGAGGUGUUAAAGUACACAGCGCUCCAACUAAAAGCUCUGAGCAGCCAGCAUCCCUUCGGAAUGAGGAUUCAGACGAGAGCAUUACCUCAGCCAGACACUUGG